Messenger RNA from Fusarium oxysporum Fo47, 1896 nucleotides. RefSeq names its product SDR family oxidoreductase/polysaccharide deacetylase family protein. Gene Ontology annotation, biological process: carbohydrate metabolic process. Bases 1 to 1896 code for a protein of 631 amino acids. The transcript is spliced from 2 exons. The record is from RefSeq and is a predicted model, not a curated record. NCBI's taxonomy places the organism in Eukaryota, Fungi, Ascomycota, Sordariomycetes, Hypocreales, Nectriaceae. Gene Ontology annotation, molecular function: hydrolase activity, acting on carbon-nitrogen (but not peptide) bonds.
AUGUCUCUCCAGGUCUCACCGUCGACGUUUCUUGGUCUCGAGAGCUGCCAUGCCUUUGUGACGGGCGCAUCUGGGGGAGUCGGCGGGGCUGUUGUCAAGGAAUUUCUUGCCAACGGGUGUCGGGUCACUUCUUUUGAUAGGAACUCGCUGAAUGUCGAGGCACUAUCAAUCUCAGAAGAGCAGAAGACGAGACUGCAUCAUGUGUCGGGUGAUUUGAGAACUGAAUCAUCCAUUGCUCAGGCAUUUGAAGAAGCCAGCAGCAAGUUUGGCCCAGUCCAAAUCCUCAUUGCCAAUGCUGGCAUCACAGACGAGAGCAGUCACCCACCGAUCUGGGAUAUUGACACGGAGAGAUGGGAUGCGGUCUACUCUGUCAAUGUCCGAGGAACCUUUCUCACCAUCAAGCACUUUCUUCUUUCAGUUAAGCAGGCCCAAGAGGCAUCGGGCAAGGAACUAGAGAACGUCGCUAUUGUAGUCACCGGCUCCGAAACAGGCGUUUUUGGGCAGGCUGGUCACGCUGAAUAUGCGUCGGGCAAAGCAGGUCUUCAGUAUGGACUCGUAAAGACCGUCAAGAACGAGAUUGUGAAGCUCAACUCAAAAGGUCGUAUCAACGCCGUUGCGCCUGGGUGGAUCAACACCCCAUUGAUUGGGGAUCGGCUAGAUGACCCGAAGGAGAGAUGGGCUGAGGCAGAAGCGACUGUGUCGCUCCGCAAGAUUGCAGAGCCCAGUGAUGCAGCUCGUUGCAUGGCAUUUUUGGCAUCUCAUCGAGCUGCUGGCCAUAUCACAGGGCAGUGCAUAUCUGUCGAUGGAGGCCAGGAAGGUCGCUUGCUAUGGAGAGAAACACAGGAUGGGCUUCAGGCCAAGACCGCCAGCGAUUCCUUUACGCAUAGAGUGGCCUUGCCAACCGCCGCCAAUCCUCCUGAGAAGCGCCGGAGAUUGAGAAUCUGUCUCUCUAUUGACUUUGACGCGGUCUCGGGGCUGAUAGGAACAGGCCAUGUCCCAGAGAAUAAACUCGCCGACUAUUCAGCUGCUCACUUUGGUGGCAACGUCGGCGUCGAAAGAUUAUUGAGGGUAUUCAGCAAGCAUGGCAUUUCGCAAAAUGUUUCUUGGUUCAUUCCAGGCCACUCGAUGGAAAGUUACCCCCGACAGACCCAAGCCAUUGUUGCGAGCGGCGCUGAAAUUGGCCUCCAUGGGUACAGUCAUGAGAGCGCAUAUUCGUUGUCUGAGCAACAGGAAAAAGACAUACUUGUCAAGUGCAUAGAACUAGCCACUUCCCUCUGCCAGGGCAAGAAACCUGUUGGGUACCGAGCUCCCCUGUACGAGAUCAGGGAGUCAACAGUCCGAUUGCUGGAGGAACACGGGUUUCUCUACGACGCCAGCCUCAAUUCUCACGACAGCCUGCCUUACUUUCUGCCUAAGACAUUUGCAGAAGGCAAGCCGGCAAUUCCUGACUACGAUCAACCUGCUAGCACAUGGAUGAAGCCAAUAACAUUCACAGAGCAACCCGAGCCCGGGUCCCAGCAGGCUGAAACUUCUCUGGUAGAGAUUCCCGGUAGUUGGUACACUGAGGACGCUACACCUCUAUGCUACUACCCACACUCAGCAACAACCCAAGGCUACGUGAGUACGGACGUCAUAGAGAAGAUGUGGCUUGAUCGUUUUGAGUGGCUGUGGGAGAAUGAGAGUUUUGUAGAUGAAGGUCCUGGUGCUGGAUAUGGAUCUGUCUUCCCGCUUAUUCUGCAUCCUGAGUGCGCUGGCAGGUCUCAUGUCAUUGGCAUGAUUGAGAGAUUUGUCGCCAAGCUCAAGGCAAAGGCUGGUAGCGUCAGCGAAGGGGAGAUCACUUUUGACUGUAUGGCAGAUGUAGCAAAGGCUUGGAAGACAAGGACGCCUAGCUCAUAG